Messenger RNA from Syngnathus acus (greater pipefish), 2002 nucleotides. RefSeq names its product modulator of VRAC current 1 (gene mlc1). NCBI's taxonomy places the organism in Eukaryota, Metazoa, Chordata, Actinopteri, Syngnathiformes, Syngnathidae. Bases 313 to 1530 code for a protein of 405 amino acids. Gene Ontology annotation, cellular component: endoplasmic reticulum; cytoplasmic vesicle; plasma membrane. The record is from RefSeq and is a predicted model, not a curated record. The transcript has 12 exons. Gene Ontology annotation, biological process: regulation of response to osmotic stress.
CAUGCACAGGCGCUCGCUCUCCCUUUGGAACAAAAACUUGGCUGGCAGGACAACAGCCAUGUGUUUUAGCUCCGCACUCUGAAAAAGUUUUCAGUUGUGUGUGUGUUUCUGAGAACAAGUGCAAAGAGGAGGGGAAGUGGGGUGGCCAAAGUGAGAUAUGGAGUAUAGAAGGAGUUGCCGAUCAAAACCAGCGAUUAUCUAUUUGGAGAUUUCAUAAUCAGAAUAAAUCUGGUGGACAACAUUUGGGAUUAUUCAACUGGGCGUAUACAAUAACAGUAUGUUUAGUUGCCGUAUCGAGCAGCAGUCGCAGUGAUGCAGCGCGAGGAGAUGUCGGCACGAGAGGAGUUCACCUACAGCCCCAUGUCCACCCUGGAACGAGGCAGCGGCUCACUGGGAAGACGAGGCAGCAGGGGAUCGGAGAGGAGAGUCGAUAGGGGGGAGUCGGAUGUGUCGGAGCGGGACAGCUACACUGUGGACGUGAGGGCCAGUGACCUGCAGCUGGCCCAGCCGGAGCCUCUAAAGCACCCCUGCUUCAGCUACAGGGCCUGGCUCUACAGUGUCCUCAUAGGGGGUAGUCUGCUGAUCACCUCUGGGUUCUCUUUGUAUCUGGGAAAUGUCUUUCCUGUUGCCAUGGACUACCUGCGCUGUGCUGCAGGCUCAGGCAUACCAGCAGCAAUUGCCAGCUUUGCUAUUGCCAAGAACAGACAUGUUGCAGUGUCAGAUUUCCAGGUGGUCUAUGUAUCAACCUUUGCAGUGACGACCACCUGCCUGGUUUGGUUUGGAUGUAAAUUGAUCCUCAACCCUUCAGCUGUCAAUAUCAACUUUAACCUUAUCUUGAUGAUUUUGCUGGAGGUGUUGAUGGCUACUACAGUCAUCCUGUCAGCUCGCUCCGGAGAGGACUGCUGCUGCCACAGAAAAUCUGUAACAAACCAGCGACCUUCAAUUACAACCCCUGCAGUAUUCCCCACUCGGCUUCUCAAAGCCUACUCUGUGAUCGAAGUCAUCGUAGGAAUCUCCGCUGUGUUUGGAGGUAUCAUUGCGCUCAACAUGGAUGCCUUGCAGCCCGGCCCAUACUUGUCCGUCACAUUUUUCUGGAUUCUUGUGGCUUGUUUUCCAAGUGCAAUCGCCAGUCAUGUUGCGUCAGAAUACCCGAACAAAUGCCUGGUGGAGGUGCUGAUCGCCAUCAGCAGCGUGACAUCUCCUCUCCUCUUUUCAGCCUCCGGCUUCCUCUCUUGUAGUGUGAUGAGCUUUAUUGACAUUUUUCUACAUGACGUGCCUAUAGCCAAGCAAUCCUACGACAUCUUGCUGCUGAUUCUGCUGGUGUUACUGCUGGUGCAGGCCAUUUUAAAUUCCGCCACUGUGGUGCACUGUGCCUCCUACAAGAGUCAGCUUCGCUUGAGGGCAACACAACAGAGUGACGACAACAUGGGAACCUCCAGCCAGUACUGCAGGCAACCAUCCAACGGAUUGCUGCAGAGCUUGAGCAAAGACAGAACCCGGAAGGCCGUUAUGGUGCAAAUCACUCAAUGACCACGAUACAAGGGAAUGAAACCUUUAAAGUAUAAAACAGUGUAAAGUAAAAUUAAAAAAUAAUUUGGUCAUGCAAGAACCAUACAGUGAAUAUGUGUAAGUUGGUACUGUAUAUUUGUGGUCCUCCAAGACUACAUUAGAUUAGACCUGUUCUACAGUAUGUCAACCGUAGUAGAUAUAGAUUUUUGGUUGUUUCCUAUAUUAAAGGACACAUGAUUUAUUUAACCUGCAAGAUCAAUUUUUUUUUGUUUUGGUACAGCAGGGUUAUGACAAUAUGGUAUUAUUGUGUAGCAUAUCUGCACUUUUUGCAAAGGUACAGUGUAAAGCAGCGUUACUGUAGUCAGUGAACUUUCUAUUUAGUUUUGAAUUCUUCAGUACAAGGUAGAACAUGUUUUCUGCAGCACACUGUACACUGUUUUGUUCUAAUUAUGUAGUACAUGCAACAAAUAAAUGACCUGAAAAUGUCCAAGUA